AUGAGUGCUUUACCCUGGCUCAACAAGUUGUCCGUAAAAUACUCCAAACAGCUAGCGUCUCAGUUCUCCAAGUAUCCAGAGGACGACAAAGUACCCUCGCAUACCGUGAACUCGUUUUAUCGCGCCAUUUGGUUUACUGUCCUCGAAAAAGCAAUAAAGCCAGACUCCAGACCGAAGAAGAGUCCGGAGGUAGCAUCUCUCAGCCCUUCGACAUCUGAUCCGUGGGAAGUAGCCGACUUCAUAUUUCUCGAGCUGUUGAGGUCAUCCCGGAGUGAAGACGGGACUUCCACUGAGGAAAAGCGGGAGUACAAGGACAGCCUUCGGAUGCCACAAAGCCAGUUCAGAACCUUGAUGUGGCACCCAAAAGUACUGAACUCCGUGGGUAAAUUGGUCAGAAUCAACUCCACAGUUAUGCAAGAGGCAACCGAGAAUCUCGACGAGGUAUGUGAUGGAUUCAAUGAGUCUCUCUGGCCAGAAACCGAGCCGCUGACUUUUGGAGAACAUGGCUAG
Molecule: messenger RNA, 510 nt
Organism: Neoarthrinium moseri
Lineage: Eukaryota; Fungi; Ascomycota; Sordariomycetes; Amphisphaeriales; Apiosporaceae
Exons: 1
Coding region: 1-510 (169 amino acids)
Source: RefSeq, a predicted model, not a curated record